This is a messenger RNA of Lindgomyces ingoldianus, 1047 nucleotides long. RefSeq lists its product as uncharacterized. The record is from RefSeq and is a predicted model, not a curated record. Lineage: Eukaryota; Fungi; Ascomycota; Dothideomycetes; Pleosporales; Lindgomycetaceae. The transcript is spliced from 2 exons. The coding region runs from base 60 to 812 and encodes 250 amino acids.
CAACAUGUAUAUCUUCCCCAACCAACCCUUCCAACCCCUCAAAACUCCUCAUAGCAACCAUGGCUCCCCUCAAACCCUCGCUCCCAAACGCUGAAGAUCGCCUCUCCAGCCUCGAUGACCGCCUCCCAUCAACCUUGGCCGCGCAAAUAGAGAAACGCCUCUCUAACGCCCUCGAAUCCGCCCGAAGCGCAACGCAGACAGCUAAAGCUGCAGAAGCUGCACAUGCCCGUGCAAACGAUGAGUCACUAUCUCCAGAAGAACGACAGCAGGCGGAGCAGGAAGCUAAGAAGCUGGAUAAGCAAGCAAAAUCGCAAUUGAAACUUGCACGGCGACUCCAAAGCGGAGCGUGGCAGGGAGCCGGAGCAGGUGCUGGGAUUGGCGCUGCCACGGGGUUGGGGUUGGGGACGGUGGUGGGAACACUGACGGGGACACUAGUUGGGGGUGUCGCAGCGAUUCCGACGACAGCGUUGGGCGGGUUGAUUGGAGCGGGGACCGGCGCUAUACACGGUCCUUGGGUUAAGAUUGGUAGGGGGGAUAAUGAAGAGGGGGAUAAAGCCACGUUAGAGGGCGUUGAGGGAUUAGAUGGGAAGACUUUGCAGGAGUUACAGGAUGAAGGGGUGGAUCUUGAUAGUCUGGAUAUACAAAGUAUAAUGGAGAGUGGGGGUGGCGACCUGGAGUAUCCAUUCGAACUUUCGUCAGAAGAUACGUCAUCAAGGGGUGAGCUUGCGGAUCCUAAGAACGGACAAGAUCUAAAUCCGGACGAGAAAUUUGGUAAAAUGCUCGGAGAGGAAGAUGAGGAGAAGAAGGGGUAGUUCGGAUAAUCGACGAACUUCAAAGUAUCAACCAUACAGUAGUCGACUAGGAUUAUGGUACCUAGACGCGCGGUACUUCAAACGCCAGCCCGAAUCUGUCUGGUUCCUUUAUUAAGACUGCAGAUUCGGCGCAGUGAGAGUUUAAACCCUAUAACUCGAAUUAGCCUCUUAAUAAUCCCCACUUUCACACUGGGUUGAUGUAUUAAGAAGUAGAGCAGUGGAUGCUAGCAAAUGG